This is a messenger RNA of Chanos chanos (milkfish), 1101 nucleotides long. RefSeq names its product actin-like. The record is from RefSeq and is a predicted model, not a curated record. NCBI's taxonomy places the organism in Eukaryota, Metazoa, Chordata, Actinopteri, Gonorynchiformes, Chanidae. The transcript has a single exon. The coding region runs from base 1 to 1101 and encodes 366 amino acids.
AUGAGCAGUUCUCAGCAUGCUGUUGUCAUUGACAGUGGCUCAUAUCAGAUUCGAGUUGGCCUCUCUGGUUUUGCAGCUCCCAGUGUGGUGUGUAAGAGCGUGGUAGGUCGUCCUAAGAAUGACUCCUGUGGAAGAGAUGUGUAUUUUGGAGAAGAGGCUUGGGUAAACAGAGACCAUAUGUGUGUAACACACCCUUUACAGCGAGGAAAGGUGGAAUCCUGGGAAGAUUUGGAGUUGGUCUGGAAGAACGUGUUUGAGUCUAGCCUCAAGUUCUCCCCCAGGGAAAAGCCAGUGUUGCUGUCAGAGGCUACGACAAGCCAUCACCUCCAACGGGAGAGGAUGUGUAGAGUUAUGUUUGAGGCCCUGGAGGUGCCUGCCCUAUACCUUGCCUCCCAGUCUGUACUUGCCCUGCUGUCAUCUGGAAACGUCAGUGGUUGCGUGCUGGAUUCUGGGUAUGAGCUCACGCAAGCAGUUCCUGUGUACGAAGGCCAUUGUCUUCCCCAUGCGGUCCACCGCUUGGCUCUUGGUGGCCAUCACGUCACCACCCACCUGGCAAACUUGCUGAAAAAGUCCGGGUCCAAGUUCUCAAACCCAGCACAGGAAUAUGACGCUGUGACGGACAUCAAAGAGAAGAUGUGUUUUGUGUCUUCUGACCCGUCGGCGGGCUCAGAGAUAGUUUCAGACAGUGAGGAGGCCAGGUACUCCCUUCCGGACGGUCAAGUCCUCCAAAUUCAUUCAGAGAAGUCCCAAGCGCCUGAGAUCUUGUUCUCACCUGAGACGGUCUCCAUGGAGACGCCCGGCGUACCCAGUCUAGUGGUGAACUCAGUCUCGGACAGUGAUACAGAUCUCAGACCGGUUCUUUUUGGAAAUGUAGUCCUCGCAGGAGGAUGUAGUCUUAUCCCAGGAUUUGGGGUCCGGCUGAGGAAGGAAGUGGAAGCUUUGGCUCCUCCAGGGAACAUGGUGAGGCCUGUUAGACGUACUGACUCUGCCUGGGUUGGUGGCUCCCUCCUGGCUUCUCUGUCAGUCUUUAGUGACAUCUGUAUCAGCAGAGCAGAGUACCAGGAGACAGGGCCCAGCAUAAUCCUUCACAAAUGCUUUUGA